Molecule: messenger RNA, 201 nt
Organism: Fusarium fujikuroi IMI 58289
Lineage: Eukaryota; Fungi; Ascomycota; Sordariomycetes; Hypocreales; Nectriaceae
Exons: 2
Coding region: 1-201 (66 amino acids)
Source: RefSeq, a predicted model, not a curated record
AUGAUCGCGCGCCGCCUCCAUGGCAAAUAUGUCAGCGGAAAGCUCAAUGGCCUUGAUGGCAAGUUCAAGGAGUUGGAGAAGUCACAAUGUCGAUGCGACGCUUGCAAGGUCAAAGAAAUCAUCGACGACGUCGAAGCCCUCAGGUCUGCGAACGACCAGCUUGAGAAAGACUCUCACGAAGGCCACCGACAAGGUCACUGA